AUACUCAAGGAGGAGAAUGCUCUGACCAAGGCAGAGCUCUGGGCACAGAAGUACCAAGAUGCUCACCCUGUCUGGUUAGGGAGUUUCUCAGCGUUCCUAGUUGUCACCAGUCCCGACUAUGCCAAGGCUCUGCUGUCCAGAGGAGAUCCCAAGGAUAACAUCAGCUAUAAACACCUUAUCCCAUGGAUUGGGAAAGGGUUGCUGAUCUUACAUGGGCCAAAAUGGCACCAACAUCGAAAACUCCUGACUCCUGGGUUUCAUUACGACAUCUUGAAACCAUACGUGGCCCUGAUGGCAGAGUCUACUAACGUGAUGCUGGAUAAAUGGGAGAAGCUGAUCACAGAUGGGAAACCAGUGGAGCUCUUUGAGCACGUCAGCUUGAUGACUCUUGAUAGCAUCAUGAAAUGUGCCUUCAGUUAUCACAGCAACUGCCAGACAAGCAGGAAAAACACCUACAUCCAGGCUGUCUAUGACUUAUGCCAACUGGUGAACCAGCGCCUCCGCAUCUUCCCCUACCACAAUGACAUCAUUUACUGGCUCAGCCCACACGGAUACCGGUUCAGGAAGGUCUGCCAGCAGGCUCAUGACCACACAGACAAGGUGAUCCAAGAACGAAAGGAGUCCCUUAAAGAUGAACAGGAAUUUGAAAAGAUCCAGAAGAAGAGACAUUUGGAUUUCCUGGACAUUCUACUGUGUGCCAAAGAUGAGAAUGGAGCUGGACUGUCUGAUGAGGACCUGCGUGCUGAGGUGGACACGUUCAUGUUUGAGGGCCACGACACAACAGCCAGUGGGAUCUCCUGGCUCUUUUACUGCCUGGCAUCGCAUCCUGAGCACCAGACACGGUGCCGGGAGGAGAUCCAGGAGAUCCUGGGGCAACGGAAGACACUUCAGUGGGAGGACCUGGGCAAGAUGACUUACAGCACCAUGUGCAUCAAGGAGAGCCUUCGCCUUUACCCACCGGUGCCCGGCGUGUCCCGGCAGCUCAGCAAACCCAUCACCUUCCCUGAUGGACGCACCUUGCCAGAAGGCAGCAUUGCCGUGAUAAGCAUGUACCUCAUUCACAGAAAUCCUGCAGUAUGGAAGGACCCUUUGGUGUUUGACCCUUUGCGGUUUUCCCCAGAGAACAUCUCUGGCAGACACUCUCACGCCUUUCUGCCUUUUUCUGCUGGAUUGAGGAACUGCAUCGGGCAGCAGUUCGCCAUGAAUGAGAUGAAGGUGGCACUGGCCUUGACGCUGCUGCGCUUCGAGCUCUCACCUGACCCGGCGCAGCCUCCCUGCAAAAUACCUCGGGUCAUCCUUCGCUCCAAGAAUGGAAUUCACCUGUAUCUAAAGAAAAUCCGCUAA
This is a messenger RNA of Apaloderma vittatum (bar-tailed trogon), 1344 nucleotides long. Its product is annotated as cytochrome P450 4B1-like. The transcript is spliced from 11 exons. The record is from RefSeq and is a predicted model, not a curated record. NCBI's taxonomy places the organism in Eukaryota, Metazoa, Chordata, Aves, Trogoniformes, Trogonidae. The annotation marks the transcript as partial. Gene Ontology annotation, molecular function: oxidoreductase activity, acting on paired donors, with incorporation or reduction of molecular oxygen; iron ion binding; heme binding.